AUGGCUACAAUAGCCGAAGCCCUUACCCGUUUGACCCUCCUUCCUCAAACUGCACAAAGCACCCAACAAGCUUCAACCUCAAGUAGUUUACCCUCUCAACCUCAACCCAAUCCUAAGGGGAGCAUAAAUGCCAUUACUCUCCGAAGUGGUACUAUGUUGGACAAGAAUGUUGAUAUAUCCGCAAAGGCAAGUGAGAAGACCAACAAUGAUGAGGUAGGAGAAGAGGUGGAGAUGACAAAGGGUGAAGAUGAAAAUGUUGACAGAAGUGAGGAGGAGCCACCAAAAGUCAAGGAGCCAAAGAGAAAGACCUUGCUUGAAGAGCCUUCACCCAUUCCAUUCCCAACUUUGGUCAAGAAGGCAAAGAAGCAAGAAGAUCUUGACCCCACUUUGGUGGAAGUUUUUAAGAAAGUCGAAGUUACCGUCCAUCUCUUUCAAGCCAUUCAACAAGUGCCGAAAUAUGCCAAGUUCCUUAAAGAUGUGUGCACUCACAAAGACAAGCUUGGCAAUGUUAACAAAAAGUCGGUAGAUGAUUCAAUCUCUUCUUUGCUUCUUGAAAAAUGUAAUGAUCCUAGCCCAUGUUUGGUGACUUGUUUGAUUGGUGGGAUUAAGUUCAUGGAUUGUAUGUGUGAUUUGGAAGCGUGUGUGAGCACCAUGCCACUGCCCGUAUACCAAAGAUUGAACUUACCACCUCUCAAAAGAUCCGGGGCAAGGGUUGUCUUGGCUGACAAGAGUAUUGUGUCUGUGGUUGGAAUUGCAGAGAACGUCAUAAUCAACAUUCAAUGGUUGCUUUUUUCGGUUGACUUCCACAUCUUGGAGACUCCACCUAUUGAUUCGACUAACCCAUCAUCAGUACUCCUUGGAAGGCCAUUCUUGAAGACGGCCUGUUUCAAGCUAGACGCACACUCGAGAGUCUAUUCUUUUGAGUCGGAUGGCGAGUUAGUCAAGUUCACCCUGGAAGAGUCCAACAAACCCACUCUUAAGGCCUAUUCCAUUUUUGGGCGUGACAUAGUUGAAGAUAAAGUGAUUAAGGAUAUCAAGGAACAAGGAAAAGAGGAGGUUGCCAAGAAGUCAAAUUCAAAGGAUCAUGCUCAACCCAAGAAUGCCAAGGAGUUGGAGAUUUUCCUCCUUGGGGAAAUUCCUAAGUGA
Messenger RNA from Arachis duranensis, 1146 nucleotides. RefSeq lists its product as uncharacterized. The record is from RefSeq and is a predicted model, not a curated record. The transcript has a single exon. NCBI's taxonomy places the organism in Eukaryota, Viridiplantae, Streptophyta, Magnoliopsida, Fabales, Fabaceae. The coding region runs from base 1 to 1146 and encodes 381 amino acids.